AUGAAUAAGAAUAAAUUAUUAAGAGUAAAAACUUUAGAUCAUCUUUUUAAUUAUUCUCCUUAAAUUAAGUCAUAAGUUGUAGAGGACAGUUUGUCCACUAAAAAGUUUAGAGUAUUCACUUUCUCUGACAAAUUACCAUAUCAAGAGAAUAUAGGUAAAAUAUCUACACCCAAACAUAUGGUACGUUUGCAGCCCAAUAAAUCAUUCCAAAGUUUGACCAAACUAGAAAAAGCAAUUCAUUUUCACAAUAGAAAGAAUAGUUAUUAGCAUCAUACACAUCUUAAUUAACUGCUUCAUGAUGAUUAGUAUUAAAAGAUUAUAUCAAUCAAAAUGGAAGAUGAAGAUCCAUUUUUCAAAAAGGCUUCACCCUUAAAAUAAGACAUCAAACCUAAUUAGUAGAAAUAAAAGAAUAAUCUCUUAAGAAAACUAUAAGUGCAAAAAAAAUUAAGGGAUGAUGAGUAUCAACUCCAAAAUUAAGAAAAAAUUCGAUUACUCAAUUAAUAGAUUAAUCACUCUCCAGGAUCUCGAUAUUAUAAAACAUACAUACACAAACAUGGUUAUAGAUAGCCAGAAUUCUUAAAUGAUGUUGAAAUUAUUUAAUGA
Messenger RNA from Paramecium octaurelia, 603 nucleotides. Lineage: Eukaryota; Ciliophora; Oligohymenophorea; Peniculida; Parameciidae. The record is from the annotation of a GenBank genome assembly.